CGACCCUGAGCCACAUUUGCCGCAGCCAUGGAGCACGACGACCCAGCUGAAGCAUUGACUGAACUGCGCGAACGACGCCUGGGCGCGCUAGAGCUGUUGCAGGUGGCAGCUGGAUCCGGAUUAGCGGCUUAUGCUGUGUGGGCUCUACUGCUUCAACCUGGCUUCCGUCGGGUGCCGCUGCGGCUGCAGGUGCCCUACGUAGGUGCGAGCGCCCGGCAAGUUGAGCAUGUGAUGUCGCUGCUGCGAGGCCGCCCCGGAAAAAUGGUGGAUCUGGGCUCUGGUGAUGGCAGAAUUGUGCUGGCGGCCCACAGGUGCGGGCUCCGUCCAGCUGUGGGGUAUGAGCUGAACCCAUGGCUCUUGGGACUGGCGCGGCUGCGCGCCUGGAAGGCUGGCUGCGCGCACAGUGUCUGCUACCUACGGGAGGAUCUUUGGAAGGUUAGCCUGAGAGACUGCUACAACGUAUCUGUAUUCCUGGCCCCCAGUGUGCUUCCACUCCUAGAGAAUAAGCUGCAGGCAGAACUGCCCAGAGGGGCCCGUGUCGUGUCUGGGCGUUUCCCUCUCCCCACUUGGCAGCCUGUGACUGUGGUGGGUGAAGGCCUGGACCGAGUUUGGGCUUAUGACAUCCAUGGUGAUGGGCCACCUCUGACAUCUUGGGAAUUAACUUUCAAAGCCACCCCAGGACCCAUUUCUACCUCAGUCCUCAAGGGCCCCCGUUUCCCAGGUUAGCUGACUGGACACAAUAAAAACUUCAUGGGUCUUGUGUUAA
This is a messenger RNA of Cavia porcellus (domestic guinea pig), 766 nucleotides long. RefSeq names its product adenine nucleotide translocase lysine methyltransferase (gene Antkmt). Gene Ontology annotation, molecular function: protein-lysine N-methyltransferase activity. Gene Ontology annotation, biological process: peptidyl-lysine trimethylation; positive regulation of proton-transporting ATP synthase activity, rotational mechanism; regulation of mitochondrial ATP synthesis coupled proton transport. The transcript has 5 exons. Bases 28 to 726 code for a protein of 232 amino acids. The record is from RefSeq and is a predicted model, not a curated record. NCBI's taxonomy places the organism in Eukaryota, Metazoa, Chordata, Mammalia, Rodentia, Caviidae. Gene Ontology annotation, cellular component: mitochondrion.